AUGUUCGCCCAAACUUUUGACCACACUUUCAACGACUUAUUCAACCAGUACGUCAAUGUGGACACCUCUUGUGCAGAUGGCAACAAAGACGUCGCAUUCUCCGGGGACCUUGACCACCUAUUUCAACUGGAUUCAUUGUCAAGCGACUGUGGCGACCAUUCUCCCACCACCUCCACUUCUAAGCAACAGCAACCAUCAGUCCAGUCGUGGGGCCGGGACUUCUGGUGUCUUGCGCCAGAUGCAGAUGGAUCGGCAGGUCAAGGUCAUUUCUCUUUACAGGACACCAUCCACCCCUCCGCAGUCUCAGAUCUCAGUAUCACUCUGGAAGCUCCUCCAGUAGCCUAUCCCACAGACAACCGCACGUCUCCGUCCACUCCUCCUGCUACCCCCAGUCGCAAAGUCAAGAGUGCUCUUGUCACUCCGAAAUCCAUUCGCCGCCAUCGAGAUCCCAAUGAUCGUCGCGCAUUACAACGCAAGCAAAGCUUCUCGCCCAGCUUAACGCGCUCGUCGCAAAUACAACGAAGCAGAAUGGCCUACCCUGAAGCUUGGGCGCAGCGAUUCCAAGACUUCGCCUUUCGCAACGCAGAGGCUCAGCUACCCCUGUCACCCCCACCAUCAGACAUCCUUGUCCAGCAGGAAAAUGUUUCUGCCGAUCAUGUCGGCCUGCCAAUGACACACUCGGCGGAAGCCUUGUCUCGAGAGACCGAGCUACCUCCCCACUAUGAAUCCAGCAUGUUUAACCAGUCGCCUGCCAUCACAAUGCCUUCACCAUCGGCUGGCGCAUUAGCACGACAGCAACAGCGGUUCUUGAGUCAAUCCAACAGCUCCACGCUGAGCACCUCCAGCCCGCCCUCUGCAGACCACAUCUUCUCUUCCCCACUUUCCUCUGAUCCUCAGUCAAUGCCCUCAUGGCAGUCCGAUUCCCUUGCCUCUAGCGGAGUACCUUACACUCCCGAAGUCCAGAGCCACGACGCUCAGACGUGGUGGUCACCGAUGACCUCGCAAACCACCGUGCAACGGCAACCCUCCUAUCAACAAAUGAUCGUCUCGCCUUGCCCACAGCGGCCUAUCCAAAGCUCUGCCAACCAGCACGAGCUCCUACAAGGCGGACUGAUGAUCCAGUUCGAUCCCACGUCAUACGAUCUCACCCAUCCACAAAGCCAGUCCUACCACCCAACUGGCAUGCAGUCCACUUCCAGCGGUGAAGACAGCCGCUCGCACAGCCACGGAUCCAACAGCAUCCAGAACUCGGUGGAAUCAUCGUCGUUCGCGACGCCGCAAAUCCAAUGUACCUCGCGCUCCCCAACAUUGUCUCCCGGGAGCGGCUCUCCCCCAAUGGUCCGACCAAUCAUGCAGAGCCGGGGGGCGAUCCGCACCCCGCGGCGUAACAGCCACGGCCGCAAGCUCUCGGCCAACUCAAUGAGCGCACCGAAGCCCGCCACUAAGGUCACCAGCUCCCGGAGCCCCCGCGGCAAAGCCCUUGCCGUUUCCUUCGUGAACUUUACCGCCGACGACCGCAACAAGAUCCUCACGGGGGUGGCCCCCAGCGGCAGCUCCAAGACCAAGGCCCGGCGCGAACAAGAAGCCCGCGACCGCCGGCGCCAGAUGAGUGAAGCUGCGCUGAACGCGGUGCGCAACGCUGGUGGGGAUGUCGAAGCCCUUGAGGCUAUACUAUGCUAAUACCAUUUUGACUAUUCUUUUACUACUUUUUUUUGUUUUACUAUACCUUUGUUGCGACUCGUCUUUGCUUGAUUGAAGGGCAUCGGUCAUUUGGUGUUUGGGUUCUUGUCUUUCGUUUCCGCGGAUCCGAAUCUAAAAAAAAAGCGUUAGAUUCUGGGCGUUUGGGUCUCGAUAAUUAUCAUUACUAGAUA
Aspergillus homomorphus CBS 101889 is the source of this 1871-nucleotide messenger RNA. It is a transcript of the gene wetA, whose product is annotated as developmental regulatory protein WetA. The transcript has a single exon. Lineage: Eukaryota; Fungi; Ascomycota; Eurotiomycetes; Eurotiales; Aspergillaceae. Bases 1 to 1680 code for a protein of 559 amino acids. The record is from RefSeq and is a predicted model, not a curated record.